Messenger RNA from Lachancea lanzarotensis, 1530 nucleotides. RefSeq names its product LALA0S05e09494g1_1 (gene NMD3). The transcript has a single exon. NCBI's taxonomy places the organism in Eukaryota, Fungi, Ascomycota, Saccharomycetes, Saccharomycetales, Saccharomycetaceae. Gene Ontology annotation, biological process: ribosomal large subunit export from nucleus. Gene Ontology annotation, cellular component: nucleus; cytoplasm. Gene Ontology annotation, molecular function: ribosomal large subunit binding. The record is from RefSeq and is a predicted model, not a curated record. Bases 1 to 1530 code for a protein of 509 amino acids.
AUGAACUAUACCUCGUUAGACAAAAGUGCCUUUCAGAAUCACCAAGCGGCCACACUGCUAUGUUGCAACUGUGGUGUACCCAUGGAAGGGUCUUCGGGCUUGGUGAUGUGUUACGACUGUAUCAAGCUAACGGUUGAUAUCACAGAGGGUAUUCCAAGAGAGGCUAACGUAUCGUUUUGUCGAAACUGUGAAAGGUUUUUGCAGCCUCCAGGUCAGUGGGUACAUGCACAACUCGAGUCUCGAGAGCUUCUGGCGCUAUGUUUGCGCCGUUUGAAAGGUCUGAAUAAAGUUAGAUUAGUGGACGCUUCAUUCAUAUGGACUGAGCCCCAUUCCAGACGUAUCCGUGUCAAGCUAACGGUGCAAGGUGAGGCCAUGACUAAUACGAUCAUUCAACAAACUUUCGAAGUCGAAUACGUGGUUGUCGCCAUGCAGUGUGCUGACUGUGCCCGUUCUUAUACUACCAACACCUGGAGAGCCACGAUACAAAUCAGACAAAAGGUUCCUCACAAGCGUACCUUUCUGUACUUGGAGCAGCUGAUCCUAAGGCAUAACGCACACGUAGAUACUAUCAACAUUCAGGAAGCCAAGGAUGGUCUGGACUUUUUCUACGGUCAAAAGAACCAUGCUGCGAAAAUGCUUGAUUUUCUGAACUCGGUGGUGCCAAUCAGAUCCAAAAAGUCCGAAGAGCUCGUGUCCCAAGAUACCCACACCGGUUCUUCUACUUACAAAUUCUCGUUCUCCGUCGAGAUUGUUCCAAUUUGCAGAGAUGAUCUCGUCGUUUUGCCCAAGAAGCUUGCCAAAUCGCUAGGCAACAUAUCUCAGUUCGUGCUGUGCUCGAAAGUCUCAAACUCCCUGCAGUUCAUGGAUCCGAUCACUUUGCAGACCGCGGAUAUGUCUGCACCUGUCUAUUGGAGGAAUCCAUUUCAGUCCUUGGCUGAGGUCUCGCAGCUGGUAGAGUUCAUCGUCCUCGACGUGGAUCCAACGGGCAAGAGCAAGAACAAAUGGGUGCUCGCCGAUAUAACGGUGGCCAGGGCUGCUGAUUUAGGGGUCAACGACCAAGUAUACUAUGUUCGCUCGCAUCUUGGAGCCCUUUGCCAUCCGGGUGAUAGUGUAAUGGGGUACUUCAUUGCCAACUCCAAUUACAACUCCGAUCUUUUCGACGAUCUGAACAUUGAGCACAUUCCGGAUGUAGUACUGGUCAAGAAGCAGUACAUCCGUAAGACUCGCAAGAACAGAAAUUGGAAACUUAAGAGAAUGGCUCGUGAACACCAGGAGAUCGACGCUUCCCAGGACUACACAUCCAGACAACAGAAGCAGGAAAUGGAAAGAGCUGAGAAAGACUACGAGACUUUCUUACAAGAGCUGGAAGAAGACGCUGAAAUGCGUCAAACCGUCAACCUUUACAAGAACAAUGCACAAGCUCCUCCUCCAGCGGAGGGAGAAAUGGACGAAGAUGAAGACGAAGACGCUCCACAAAUCGAUAUUGACGAACUACUUGAUGAACUGGACGAAAUGACGCUUGAUGAAUAG